This is a messenger RNA of Momordica charantia (bitter melon), 1297 nucleotides long. RefSeq lists its product as uncharacterized. Lineage: Eukaryota; Viridiplantae; Streptophyta; Magnoliopsida; Cucurbitales; Cucurbitaceae. Gene Ontology annotation, molecular function: polysaccharide binding. The record is from RefSeq and is a predicted model, not a curated record.
AUUGGAGCUUCUCCCGCAAUACAUUCAGAAUCCAAAUUAUAGAAAAGAAAAAUAACCCAAUGUAAUAUCAACAAUAUAAUAAGCAGAAUUAACUUUCAAAACGCAAUAAAGACCCCAAAGAGAAAAAGGGCAAUCAACAAAAAUUAAAGCAACAGAGGAAUUCGAUACCUCCAUAAACUUAAACUUCACUCAUCUAAUUAAAUUCAUUCUCCAUCUUGAAAAGCCAUCCAUUCAUCAGAUCAUCUCCAAUUCACUUCACUGGUCAAUUUUGUCUCAAAAUUAAAGAUGCCAUUCCCGAUUUGGCUUCUCCUGAUCCUGACAUCUCUAAAACCACCCAAGGCCGAAGCAACGAAAUUAUGCCGAAGCAGCUGCGGCAACAUCCCCAUCAACUACCCGUUCGGCAUAGACGACGGCUGCGGCAGCCUGUACUACCACAACAUCCUCUUCUGCACAAUUUACGGCAAGCUCGAGCUCCGGACCGCCACCGGAACAUACCCAGUCACCGCCAUAAGCUACUCGGACCCCUACAUCCUGAUCUCGGACCCGGACAUGUGGGCCUGCCGCGACGGCCCAAACUUCCGCCAAGCCCGGCCCUUCAGCCUCGACCCGGUGAGCACCCACUUGUCGGUCUCCCCUCUCAACCACUACCUGUUCUUCAACUGCAGCGAGGAGGCGGUGGUGAUUGCGGCCAAGCCGGGGUUCUGCGGGCGCUUUCCGGAGCGGUGCGACGAGGCGGCGUGCGACAGCGCCAGCUAUCUGUGCACGCACGUGCCGGAGUGCGGCGGCGGGGCGCUCGGGGGGAGCUCCUGCUGCUCGUACCGACCGAAGGGGAUGGAUUCGAUGCGGGCGAUGCUGGAGUACUGCGGCAGUUAUACGAGCGUGUACUGGAGAAGCGUGGAUCAGGAUCAGGUUCCGGAAUAUGGGAUUCGGAUUGAUUUUGAUAUUGUUGUUACUUCCAGUUGCCUUCGUUGCCAGGAUGUUUUGAAAGGUGGAGGGGCCUGCGGAUUCCACGUUCAAACGCUGGCCUUCUCAUGCCUUUGCGAUGACAAGAAUGUCACUACCUAUUGUCGAGAUGAAAGCAUUUCAGGAGUUGGCAAUAGGCACAAAAUUAUUGCAGGGACAGUGAGUGCAGUUUCAGCAGCUGGGGCAUUGGGAAUUGCUGCUGGUAUCUUGUUCCUCAAGAAAAUGAAAGCCAAAGCCCCCGUCACAUGUGGGGUUCAAACAAAUGAUAAUAGGCUUUUUUGAAAACACUGAAAAUUAAAAACAAAACAGGCGACACUUCUUCCCUUUCACUUUC